AUGAAUCAUGGGCCUUAUGCCUCCUUCACGAUCGGUCAGGCGAGCACACCAAUCUGCGAAUUCUCCCCCCAAAUCCCCCGAGAGAAGAUGUUCGGCUUCACUACGACCGUGCGCGGCGGCGGCGUGCAGCCCACCUUCAAGAUCUUCUGCAAGGCCGACGAGAACUUCUGCCUCACCGUCCGCGACGGCGAUGCUGUCCUUGCCCCCGCCGAUUUCAACGACGAGCACCAGCACUGGUAUAAAGACAAGCGCUUCGGCACAUUCGUAAAGGAUGAGGAGGGAAAGCACGCCUUCUCCCUCAUCAACAAGGCCACCAACCUCGCCGUCCAGCACUUCGGUGGCCCGUUCCACCCGUUCUCGGAGGACGGGGUUUGGAAUGAUUUCUUCGGGUACCUUCAGGUGAAGCUGGUGCGCUUCGAUCUGGACUCCUUCGACAGCACCCUUAUGUGGACGCUGUCCAACAACUUGGGCAAGGACGGCUUCGGAUUCAUCCGCACGCUGAACGACAUCUCUCUCAAACUGGCCGCCUUCCAUGGAGACCAUGGCGUCACCGUCAAGCUCUCGGAUUCGUGCACCGGCGACAACCACCACUGGAAGAUCCUGCCCUGGAGAGACGAGGCCUACAUGGUGGGCGAGCACUCUAUGCGCCUCUACUGCAAGGCGGAUGAGCGCUUCAGCGUCACCGUCCGCAAUGGCACCGUCUGCCUCGCACCCACCAACCCCGACGACGAACGCCAGCACUGGGUCGAGGAUACGAGGUACGGGGACACUAUCAAGGACGAGGAUGGAUACCCAGCUUUCGCCCUCAUCAACAGGGCCACCGGCGAGGCCAUCAAGAAGACAUCCGAGGAAAGCCCUAGUACAAAUAAGGUUCAAACACAAACACUUGCAGGAUAUGAAGUACUAGUACUCCCACCGGUCAGAUAAACCUGAUGUUCUGACCACAGGUAGUUCAAUUAGUGAAGGGAAUUUUGAUCGGAACUUUAACUAUUCUCGGGUGGAGGUAGUAGUUCAUAGCAGUAGCAGAUGCUGCUUUUGAUUCUUCUAUACAAAUUGAAUUGAUUCUUAA
This is a messenger RNA of Panicum hallii, 1069 nucleotides long. Its product is annotated as ricin B-like lectin R40C1. NCBI's taxonomy places the organism in Eukaryota, Viridiplantae, Streptophyta, Magnoliopsida, Poales, Poaceae. The coding region runs from base 1 to 927 and encodes 308 amino acids. The transcript has 3 exons. The record is from RefSeq and is a predicted model, not a curated record.